AUGUUGGCUCGAGGAUUUUAUGUCCAAAACAGUGCAAAGUCUCUUAGUUACUGUUACCAUUGCUUCAAGUUAUUGUCAUCUCAAGCAAAAUCAAAUCAAAAACUAAGUGAUAGUCCCUGGAUAGUAUAUUCGCAAAAAGUGAAUGAUGGUGUGUUGUCCAAGGAUACUCACCAAGAAAAGGUGGUGCAACACUUACAAGAGCUCUAUGAAGAAGUUUCAGUGUUUCAACGACCUGUUAUUCAACCUAAAAUAGGUGAAUCAUUAUUUAGUUUAUUUAGAAAAAAGGAACCACAAAAAAUUAUUGCACCAAAAGGUCUUUACAUUUAUGGCAGUGUUGGUGGUGGGAAAACAAUGUUAAUGGAUUUAUUUUAUGAGACAGUUCCAAUAAAAGAAAAACUGAGGGUUCAUUUUAACUCCUUCAUGUUGAAUAUACAUUCAAGGAUACAUGAACUUAAAAUCAAAUCAGGCAAAGGGGCCAGUUCCUUCAGAGAUGAAGGUUCCAAACCCUUUGAUCCUAUCCCACCUGUGGCGGCUGAUAUUACUGCUGAAUCCUGGUUAAUAUGUUUUGAUGAGUUUCAAGUAACAGAUAUAGGUGAUGCUAUGAUAUUAAAAAGAUUAUUCACUCAGUUAUUUGACAAUGGCUGUGUGGUUGUUGCCACAAGUAAUAGAAAGCCAGAUGACUUAUAUAAAAAUGGAUUGCAAAGAUCAAACUUCUUGCCAUUUAUACCAAUAUUAAAAUCACAUUGUAAUGUUAUACAAUUGGACUCUGGUAUUGAUUAUAGGUUAAGAGGAUCUGGCAAUAAGUAUGGAAAAUAUUUUCUAAAUAGUGAAUUGACAGCUGACAAUAAUGGCAUAGAUACAUUAUUUAAGUUCCUUGCAUCAAAGGAGACUGACACUGUGAGAGUUAGAGUAAUUAAUAUAAUGGGCAGGAAUGUCAAAUUUUCAAAGACCUGUGGUCAGGUGUUGGAUUCAACAUUUGAAGAAUUAUGUGAUAGGCCUUUAGGUGCCAGCGACUACCUCGUCAUAUCAAAAACUUUCCACACUGUGUUCAUUAGAGAUUUACCUCAAUUGUCCAUUGUGUUACAUAGAUCACAAAUACGAAGGUUCAUAACAUUGAUUGAUACUCUGUAUGACAAUAGAGUGAGGGUUGUUAUAGCUGCGGAUUGUGAACCAAAGAAUCUUUUCAAGUUGGAUGAUGUAAAGGAUGGUAUUGGUGAUGCUGAUAGAGCUUUGAUGGAUGAUCUUAAAAUCACUAAAGAUUCGGACGAUGCAAAUGCCGCAAUAUUUACUGGUGAAGAAGAAAUGUUUGCUUGCGAACGGUGCCUGUCUAGAAUCAUGGAAAUGCAAACUGAUGAGUAUUGGAAGAAAUGGAGUAACGAAGUCAAUUAA
Messenger RNA from Danaus chrysippus (African queen), 1389 nucleotides. NCBI's taxonomy places the organism in Eukaryota, Metazoa, Arthropoda, Insecta, Lepidoptera, Nymphalidae. The record is from the annotation of a GenBank genome assembly.